AGGUUUCUCAAAUCCUAGACUAGUGCCUACCCAAUAGACUAUACUUUCUCUUUGAUCAAACAAACCUUUCUAAGGUCUAUGACUAGCUCAACACAAGCAUAUUAAAGUUUUUAGUGAACUUGGCUGCAGCCAUUUAGCAUGCACGCGUUUGCUUAUGUGCUCUAACUGGCUAUCAAUACUGUAGAUACCAGGAUUACUGAACUCUGAAGAGAUAUCAACAAAAGAAGAGAUUUGACUUGUUACAUUACUCUUCAGCCUGUUAUGAGACAGGAUUUUUUUUUUUUUGUAUAUAACUAUCAAAUACUGGCUAAUUCUGCCUCUAGAAGUUCUCAGUCCUGAACAAUUUUCUUAGCAGACUGAGCAUUCUUCACGGUCAGAAAGGAAGAGACGUGACUCAUUCGGGAUGUUUGACGGUUAUGAUAGUUGUAGUGAGGACACUAGUAGCAGCUCAAGCUCUGAUGAGAGCGAAGAAGAAGUUGCUCCCUUACCAUCUAGUCUUCCCAUUAUCAAGAAUAAUGGACAGGUCUAUACUUAUCCAGAUGGUAAAUCUGGCAUGGCUACCUGUGAGAUGUGUGGGAUGGUCGGUGUCCGAGAUGCUUUUUACUCUAAGACAAAGCGUUUCUGUAGUGUUUCAUGCUCCAGAAGUUACUCGUCAAACUCCAAGAAGGCCAGCAUUCUGGCCAGACUUCAGGUAACGGGUAAACCUCCAACUAAGAAGGCUAAAGUUCUCCAGAAACAACCUUUAGUGGCUAAACUAGCAGCAUACGCUCAGUACCAGGCUACAUUGCAGAACCAAGUGAAGACUAAAACAGCAGCUGUCCCUGUGGAAGGUUUCAGUUGGGGUAACUACAUUACUAGCAAUAAUUUAACAGCAGCUCCUGUUUCCUGUUUUAAACAUGCACCCAUGGGGACGUGCUGGGGUGAUAUCUCAGAAGGAGUGCGAGUAGAAGUUCCGAACACAGACUGCAGCCUACCUACCAAAGUCUUCUGGAUAGCUGGAAUUGUGAAAUUAGCAGGCUACAAUGCUUUGCUGAGGUAUGAAGGGUUUGAAAACGAUUCAAGCAUUGACUUCUGGUGUAACGUGUGUGGGUCUGACAUCCAUCCAGUUGGUUGGUGUGCAACUAGUGGGAAGCCUCUAGUCCCACCUAGAACAAUCCAACACAAAUACACGAACUGGAAAGCUUUUCUAGUGAAGCGACUUACUGGUGCCAAAACUCUUCCUCCUGACUUUUCUCAGAAGGUGUCAGAAGGUAUGCAGUAUCCUUUCAAACCUUCCAUGAGAGUAGAAGUUGUUGACAAAACGCAUCUCUGUCGAACACGGGUAGCAGUUGUAGACAGUGUAAUUGGAGGACGACUAAGAUUGGUAUAUGAAGAAAGUGAAGACAAAACUGAUGAUUUCUGGUGCCAUAUGUACAGCCCACUCAUUCAUCACAUUGGUUGGUCCCGAAGUAUAGGACAUCGCUUCAAAAGAUCUGAUAUUACAAAGAAACAGGAUGGACAUUAUGAUGCACCCCCGCAUUUAUUUGCAAAGGUAAAAGAAGUAGAUCCAAGUGGAGAAUGGUUCAAGGAGGGAAUGAAAUUGGAGGCUAUCGAUCCCUUAAACCUGUCUGCAAUAUGUGUUGCAACCAUUAGGAAGGUGUUGGCAGAUGGCUAUCUAAUGAUCGGGAUUGAUGGCUCAGAAGCUGCAGAUGGAUCUGACUGGUUUUGUUACCAUGCCACCUCCCCUUCUAUUUUUCCUGUUGGUUUCUGUGAAAUUAAUGCGAUAGAGCUAACUCCACCCAGAGGUUAUGCAAAACUCCCUUUCAAAUGGUUUGACUACCUCAGGGAAACUGACUCUAUAGCAGCACCUGUAAAACUCUUCAAUAAGGAAGUUCCAAACCAUGGGUUUCACAUUCGUAUGAAACUGGAGGCUGUAGAUCUUAUGGAACCACGCCUUGUAUGUGUGGCCACAGUAACCCGCAUCAUCCAUCGUCUACUGAGGAUACAUUUUGAUGGCUGGGAAGAAGAAUAUGAUCAGUGGGUGGACUGCGAGUCCCCUGAUCUCUAUCCUGUAGGGUGGUGCCAAUUAACUGGAUAUCAACUACAGCCUCCAGCACCACAAACAUCAAGAGAUAGCCAGUCAAGUUCAUCAAAGCAAAAGAAAAAGGCUAAGUCACAGCAGUACAAAGGACACAAGAAAAUGACUUCACUGCAGCUGAAGGAGGAGUUGCUAGAUGGAGAGGAGUAUAACUUUCUUCAAGGAGCAUCUGAUCAGGAAAGCAAUGGGUCUGCCAGCUACUACAUCAAACAAGAACCAUAAGGCAGCUCAGAAAUGUGAGGGGCAGGGUGGUGGUGAUAGAAAAGUCUUUCUCCAAGACUGACUGAUUUUGUUCCCAUUUCGAUGAUACAGUUGCAGAGCUGUACUUGGGGCACUUUGCUAACUGUAGAUGAAACUUCCGUUGAAAAAUUUUUGGAGGGGCAGGGAAACUAUUUUAGUGAAAAAUUUUUACAAUUUAUUAAACAAAAAAAUGACAUUUUUGUGUUGUAUUUGAAGCUUUUGAAAGAAUUUUGUAAUAUUUUCAAAUUCAGAUCUAUUGUGCAUUCUUAAACUGAAAUUCUAAUUUUUUGGUAAAAUGAAAGUUUAAUUAGCAGGAUUAUAGGAAACUGUUGGAGGAGGAUAUAGUUGCAAAUACAAAUGAACUGUCAUUACAAAUGAACCUUGUUGGUACAAGUUGGGAGAUUUGGGACUUUUGUGAGCUGUAUGAGUCACACCUCUGGUUUUUCAUUGUGAAAAUACUGAACUCCUGACUUUGGGGCAUAAAAACAUAUACAUGAUUUAAGGGGACCAGCCCUGCCAAGCCUUACUUGUGUGAGUAGCCCAAUUUUAAUGGAGGUGCUUUCAUGAGGUGUGGUAUUAACUUUUCAAGAUGGUUACUCAUUUAGGGCCUGAUUCAACACCCAUUGACUUCAGUGGGUUUUUGAUUGAUUGGGCCCUUAAUCUUGGGAUGCUCAAGUAAAUGUUUACUGAGCCCCGUGUUAAACUGGAACUUCACCAGAUUCUCUCGUGGAAAAUUACAUGAAACUAAGUGUUUAAACUAGAAAUUCAGGACCUUUUUCCUGUUUUAUGUUUAGAUGGAAAACAUAUUUGAGGGAGGAAGGAAUCUGAGGGCCUUUUCUCUGGUUUUUAUUCCCCAGAAAAAUCUAGACUCCUGCUUUCCAUAUCUUCAAAUACUUGGAUAUGUUGGCAUCCUCAAGAGAUGUACCAAAUGAACUAGAAAAAUACUUAUUACGAAGGCAAAAAUUUAGUCUCAGUUCUGCAGAGGUCUUAGUAUUCUGCUGUCCAAGAAUAUAACAAUGAAAUUGGGAUCUAAAAAAUAAAAUUUUGCUUUUUGGUAAAUUGGACUCAUUUAGUUCUAGAAGACUGGAAUCCUUCCAGUUUCACUUCAAUCAUCCCAUUAUUUUUGACUCUUUAACUGAACAGAUUUCUUUAGACAUAUUAGCAGAAGAUUAUAGUGACUAACAUCAAAAUAUGAGGAUUUUUAAUAAAUGCUGAAUAAUUUAAUCCCCCUUCCCAUUUUUAAAUCUGUGGAUUUUGGCAGGUGGCCUAAUUCUUGGAGUUGAUUAGCAGCCUGAUUAUUCCCACCCCCCGCCAACUCCCUGCAGAGUUGUGACUGGAAGAAUGGGCAUCGAGAGCUUUAGCUUUUACCAGUAAGGUUCAUUAACUAAACUCUCAGGAAUAAACUGAAUAUGUUCUAUAAGUGCUUCUGGGUUUUUGGAGGUCCCCUUCAGAGCAGUACAAUGAUCAUCUGACUCUUGACCCAUACAGUAGGGCUUAGAAGAAAUUAAUCAAAAUUAUUAACUUCUAUGGUCCUUCAGCCUAAGAAAUGCUUUAACAAUAUCUGCCCACAGAGCCCCGGGAGACCAUUUUUUGGUAUAUUAUUGUUCUGAACUU
Messenger RNA from Dermochelys coriacea (leatherback sea turtle), 3931 nucleotides. RefSeq names its product mbt domain containing 1 (gene MBTD1). Bases 404 to 2299 code for a protein of 631 amino acids. Gene Ontology annotation, molecular function: zinc ion binding. Gene Ontology annotation, cellular component: nucleus. Gene Ontology annotation, biological process: regulation of DNA-templated transcription. NCBI's taxonomy places the organism in Eukaryota, Metazoa, Chordata, Testudines, Dermochelyidae. The record is from RefSeq and is a predicted model, not a curated record. The transcript has 16 exons.